ACCAAUGGCAAGCAGGAGUGUGGACGUCUGGACGAUAAUAUUUUUUGUGGUAUUGUGCGGAUAUAAGCGUGCGUGCAUUCAAAGAAACUAGUUGUUACUGGAAGAUAUUUUACAUUGUAAUAACAACUUACAUAAUGGCUCAAUUAGUAGAAAAUAAAAAGAUUAUUGAGUUUUUGGAGUUAGUCGGUCGCCUGAAGCACGAGAAAAGGACUGGAUGGGUGCUGUGUAAUAUUAAUGAAUGUGAGUCAAUAGCUGGUCACAUGUACCGCAUGGGGCUUAUGACUUUUCUACUCACAGAUGCUACAAAUCCGACGAAACUAGAUCGUUUUAAGUGCCUUCAAAUUGCGUUGGUCCACGAUUUAGCAGAGUGCAUUGUUGGGGACAUCACUCCGCAUUGUGGUGUGUCGCCAGAGGAAAAACACAGACAAGAAGAUGUAGCCAUGCAGAGGAUUGCAGAGCUCACUGGCAUUGCUGGUGACAGAAUGUAUGAGCUUUAUAAGGAGUACGAAAACCAGAGCUCUCCCGAAGCCAAAUUCGCUAAAGACUUGGAUCGUUACGACAUGAUACUCCAAGCUUUUGAGUAUGAGAAACGAGAGAAUGCACCAAAGAAACUACAAGAGUUCUUCACUGCAACAGAAGGGAAGUUCAACCAUCCAUUCAUACAGGAUUUAGUCGAAGAACUUUAUAGACAGAGAGAGGAGUUUGAAAAGAAAAGUUUACUUAACAGCAAUGCAUAAGAUAUGUACCAAAACUUUUUGUAACAAGACCAUGCGGUAGUCUUUCAAAAUUAUCGACCACCAGGCCCA
Pectinophora gossypiella (pink bollworm) is the source of this 806-nucleotide messenger RNA. Its product is annotated as 5'-deoxynucleotidase HDDC2. The transcript is spliced from 4 exons. The coding region runs from base 135 to 737 and encodes 200 amino acids. Gene Ontology annotation, cellular component: cytoplasm. The record is from RefSeq and is a predicted model, not a curated record. Gene Ontology annotation, molecular function: 5'-deoxynucleotidase activity. NCBI's taxonomy places the organism in Eukaryota, Metazoa, Arthropoda, Insecta, Lepidoptera, Gelechiidae.